Colletotrichum karsti is the source of this 1635-nucleotide messenger RNA. RefSeq names its product high-affinity nicotinic acid transporter. The record is from RefSeq and is a predicted model, not a curated record. The transcript has 3 exons. The coding region runs from base 1 to 1635 and encodes 544 amino acids. Gene Ontology annotation, biological process: transmembrane transport. Gene Ontology annotation, molecular function: transmembrane transporter activity. NCBI's taxonomy places the organism in Eukaryota, Fungi, Ascomycota, Sordariomycetes, Glomerellales, Glomerellaceae. Gene Ontology annotation, cellular component: membrane.
AUGAGUUUCCAACGGCAAUCCGGGGAAAAUGACCACCGUUCAAGCUCGAGCGUCGAUCAAAGCCAGAAUACAUCGAUACUUGCACGCGAAGUCGGAAAGAUAGUGCCGGUAACAACUACAGAUAUUUCCAGUCUAGAGGAUGUCUCACGAGAUCUGCGCAAUGAUCCCGACGCUCGCACCGCCUUUCUUGCGACUUUCACCGCGGAAGAAGAGAAGGCGAUCAUGAAAAAAGUAGAUAGGCGGUUCUUUAUCUUGAUAGGUGUUAUGUUUAUGGUUAAGAACAUCGACUUCGGGAACAUUAGCAUUAUCAAGACAAUGCAGGCGGGGCUGCCUUCCAACAUUAUCACGGAGCUCAAUAUGACACCUGACGAUUACAACUGGGUAGCAACGAUCCAAGGAAUCCCCUACAUUAUCUUCGAGCUUCCCAGUAAUCUGGUUCUCAAAUACAUGACCCCUCAUGCUUGGGAGUCUCGCAUAUUUCUUACAUGGGGUAUCGUCACCGCUUGUUGUGGAGCUGUCAAUACGAAGUCCCAAAUUCUCGCCCUUCGAUUCCUCGUUGGGAUGUUCGAGGCUGGGAUGUUCCCAGGAGUAAUUACGACCCUCAGCUAUUGGUACAGAACCGACGAAGUCGGCCGUCCUCUGAUGUGGUACUUCGCCAUCUCCAACCUUUCGAAUAUCGUCGGAAGCCUCAUUUGCUAUGGAGCAAGCUUCAUGAAUGGCCUGCAGGGUUUAAGCGGGUGGAGGUGGGCUUUCAUCCUCGAAGGCGUCGCCACUGUCUUGUUUGCCGGUGUCAUUUUCUGGGUGCUCCCAGACUUCCCGAAAAGUCCGAGGAGUAGCUCGUGGCUCACACCACGUGAGCAGCAGUUUCUCGAAGCCAGACUGCCUCCAAGUGCUCCGUCGACAGCAGACAAGAACUGGGACACAAGGGAAGCAUGGGCAGCUUUCAAGGCCCCAACAACUUGGGCCUUUUUGCUCGACCAAACUCUGAUGAACCUCGCAACGUACGCGCUCAACUGGUACCUCCCAACCAUCAUCGCCGGUCUUGGUUUCGCCAAGCUUCCAAACAACUUACUUCUUAACAUCCCACCGGCGGCUGCUGGUAUCUUCGCUAUGCUAAUAUGCGUCCUCGUCACCUCCCGUGCGUGGGCUCCACGGCCUCUGAUGUGCAUCUGCACCGUUCUUGGGACGAUUGUGUGCUUCAUCCUAUUCUUCUCAGUCUCCGGAAAGGCAGGGCUCUACACUACAUGUGUGUUAUCGCAGUUCUUCUCGAGCUCUUACUACGUCCCGUACUGGUCCUGGCGAACUUCGAUCAUGACUGGUUCCACGGGUGCUAGUUUCGCGAUCGGCUUGCAAAGCAGCGUCGCACAGCUUGGCGCGGCAAUUGGACCGCAGUUCUUUCAGUCGAGGUGGGCACAUAACCGCUAUCGAAACAGCUUCUUCAUUGGUUUUGCCAUCACACUAGCCGCUCUGGCGACUAAUACCUGGACCUGGUGGCUCACAAGACGGAUAGAAAGGAGGGUGGUGGAGGUUCGGAAAGACACACUCAGGGCUAGAAGAGAAGGAAGGGCCUAUGAAGGGCGCGUCGACAUCGAUGUAUUGGGGGACAAGAAGAUCAAGAACGGUUCGUGGUUCUAG